Molecule: messenger RNA, 1331 nt
Organism: Leptinotarsa decemlineata (Colorado potato beetle)
Lineage: Eukaryota; Metazoa; Arthropoda; Insecta; Coleoptera; Chrysomelidae
Gene: Vdup1
Product: arrestin family protein Vdup1
Source: RefSeq, a predicted model, not a curated record
UAGCCGAGUACACCCAGUCGAGACAUGGCCGAAGAAGUGAUGUUACGGUGUCUAUAAAAAAAGAGUGAUCGACAUAAAUGAGUGGUAAACACGAGCAAAAUGCCCAGAAAACUACUGAAAUUCCUCAUCUUAUUCGAUAACACAUCGUUACUUUACUUCCCGGGACAGUUUUUGUCGGGCAGGGUUCUUAUUGAACUCCAGGAUGAUACACCUGCACUUGGCCUACAUUUCCACGUCGUUGGAGAAGGGGUAGUCAGAGUUCGCACCCCUCGCCAAGAGAGGGUGUAUGAUCGUGAAAACUAUAUAGAUUUUAGGAUGAGGCUGCUAGGAGAACCAGGUCAAGGACCAUCGGUUUUAUCUCCAGGUAUACACAGUUUUCCAUUCAAGCUUGGUUUACCACUGGGUUUGCCAUCCACCUUCCUAGGUAAACAUGGAUGGGUCCAAUAUUUUUGCAAAACUGCUUUGAGGGAACCAAAUGGACUCACCCAUAAAAAUCAACAGGUUUUCAUUGUGAUGAAUCCUAUAGAUUUAAAUUUAGAGCCAGCCAUAUUAGGAAACAUUUCGGGUCAGGAAACAUUUAGAUGUGAAGUGGAGCACAAAUUUGGAGUUAGUUGUGUUGGUUCUGGAGCAGUAGUUUGUAAAGUUACCUUAGAUAGAGGAGGAUAUGUUCCAGGAGAAAGUAUAGGUGUUUCGGCUAGUAUUUACAAUAGAAGUAGAGUUACAAUAAAGAGUACUAGAGCAGCUCUGACCGAAAGCAUAACAUAUAUGGCAAGAGGAAAGGUAGUCCAAUCGGAAAAAAGGGAACUGGCUUCAUUGUCUAGAGGUAAAAUCAAACCCGGAGAAAAAGAUGAAUGGAAUAAUGAACAACUAUAUAUUCCCCCAUUGCCACCUACCAAUCUUAGAGGGUGCCACCUCAUCAAAAUCAAUUAUGAUGUAUAUUUCAUAGUUGAACCAAAAAGUCUGCAGAAAGAAGUUAAGCUUCAGUUACCCAUAAUGAUGGCCACCUAUCCAAUACGUUCAGAAGAUGACGAAGGAGGAUAUAAAUCUGGAACCCAUUAUCCAUCAACCUUACCUAUUUUCAGGCCUUGGCUGGAGGACAAACCUACUCAGGAAUGACCAUUGUGGAUUUCAGUUAUGAAAUAUGAACAUUGAUAUGAUGGAAUCUCGCUGAGUUAAUAUGUUGAUCUACAAGGUUAAACGAAGGUACUACAGCACUUGUGCGUGAUAUUAUAUUGAAAAUGCCAUAUUUAACAACCAAUUUUUAUAUUUUUUUGUAAAUAAUUCAAGAGUGAAGUAAUAUUCUAUUAAAAAGUAUGAAUCAUUACAAUGUA